This is a messenger RNA of Mus musculus (house mouse), 5690 nucleotides long. RefSeq names its product cell division cycle 27 (gene Cdc27). Gene Ontology annotation, cellular component: spindle; anaphase-promoting complex; nucleoplasm. Gene Ontology annotation, molecular function: protein phosphatase binding. The transcript is spliced from 19 exons. The coding region runs from base 124 to 2616 and encodes 830 amino acids. The record is from RefSeq and is marked validated. NCBI's taxonomy places the organism in Eukaryota, Metazoa, Chordata, Mammalia, Rodentia, Muridae. Gene Ontology annotation, biological process: protein K11-linked ubiquitination; protein branched polyubiquitination; protein ubiquitination.
ACUCGGCCUCCCCCAUCCCCCGGUAACGGUCGCUGGUGAGUUUAAAUGAGCCGGGGCUGGCCGGGCUGGAGCCGCUACGGGGGGGGCCUGAGGCACUGCAGAAAGUGGGUCUGAGCCUCAAGGAUGACGGUGCUGCAGGAACCUGUCCAGGCUGCUAUAUGGCAAGCGCUAAACCACUAUGCUUACCGAGAUGCAGUUUUCCUCGCAGAACGACUAUAUGCAGAAGUACAUUCAGAAGAAGCCUUGUUUUUACUGGCAACCUGUUACUACCGCUCAGGAAAGGCUUAUAAAGCAUAUAGACUCUUGAAAGGACACAGUUGUACCACCCCACAGUGUAAAUACCUGCUUGCAAAAUGUUGUGUUGACCUCAGCAAGCUUGCAGAAGGGGAACAGAUCUUAUCUGGUGGAGUGUUUAAUAAGCAGAAAAGCCAUGACGACCUUGUCACUGAGUUUGGAGAUUCAGCUUGCUUCACUCUUUCCUUGUUGGGACAUGUGUAUUGCAAGACAGAUCGGCUUGCCAAAGGGUCAGAAUGUUACCAAAAGAGCCUUAGUUUAAAUCCUUUCCUCUGGUCUCCCUUUGAAUCGUUAUGUGAAAUAGGUGAGAAGCCAGAUCCUGACCAAACAUUUAAAUUAACAUCUCUACAGAAUUUUAGCAGUUGUCUUCCCAACACUUGUACAACUCUAGUAUCUAAUCACAGUUUAUCUCACAGACAGCCUGAGACAGUCCUUACAGAAACACCCCAAGACACAAUUGAAUUAAACAGACUGAAUUUAGAAUCUUCCAAUUCAAAGUACUCCUUGAAUACAGAUUCCUCCGUGUCUUACAUUGAUUCAACUGUAAUUUCACCAGAUAACGUCCCCCUUGGACCUGGUACUGCCAUAUUAUCUAAACAGGUUCAAAAUAAACCAAAAACUGGUCGAAGUUUAUUAGGAGGACCAACUGCUCUUAGCCCAUUAACCCCAAGUUUUGGGAUUUUGCCAUUAGAAACCCCAAGUCCUGGAGAUGGAUCCUAUUUACAAAACUACACUAAUACACCUUCUGUAAUUGAUGUGGCACCCACCGGAGCACCUACAAAAAAGACUUUUUGUGUUUUACAGUCUGUUGCAAGAAUGGGCCAAACUGGAACAAAGUCUGUCUUCUCACAGAGUGGAAAUAGUCGAGAGGUCACACCAGUACUUGUUGCACAAACACAAAGUUCUGGCCCACAAACAAGUACAACACCUCAGGUAUUGAGCCCCACUAUCACAUCUCCCCCAAACGCAUUGCCUCGGAGAAGUUCCCGCCUUUUCACUAGUGACAGUUCUACAACCAAGGAGAAUAGCAAAAAGUUAAAAAUGAAGUUUCCACCUAAAAUCCCUAACAGAAAAACAAAAAGUAAAACUAAUAAAGGAGGACUAACUCAGCCCAGCAUAAACGAUAGUCUGGAAAUUACAAAACUGGACUCCUCUAUCAUUUCAGAAGGGAAAAUAACCACAGUCACACCUCAGAUCCAGGCAUUUAACCUACAAAAGGCAGCAGCAGGUUUGAUGAGCCUUCUUCGUGAAAUGGGAAAAGGUUAUUUAGCUUUGUGUUCAUACAACUGCAAAGAAGCUAUCAAUAUUUUGAGCCAUCUACCUUCUCAUCACUACAGUACUGGUUGGGUCCUAUGCCAGAUUGGACGGGCUUAUUUUGAACUUUCAGAAUACAUGCAGGCUGAAAGAAUAUUCUCAGAGGUUAGAAGGAUUGAGAGUUUCAGAGUUGAAGGAAUGGAGAUCUACUCUACAACACUCUGGCAUCUUCAGAAAGACGUUGCUCUUUCAGUUCUUUCAAAAGAUUUAACAGACAUGGAUAAGAAUUCACCAGAGGCCUGGUGUGCUGCAGGGAAUUGUUUCAGUCUACAACGAGAGCAUGAUAUAGCAAUUAAAUUCUUCCAAAGAGCUAUCCAGGUCGAUCCAAAUUACGCUUACGCCUAUACUCUAUUAGGACAUGAGUUUGUGUUAACUGAAGAACUAGAUAAAGCAUUAGCAUGUUUUCGAAAUGCUAUAAGAGUAAAUCCCAGACAUUACAAUGCAUGGUAUGGUUUAGGAAUGAUUUAUUACAAGCAAGAGAAGUUCAGCCUCGCAGAAAUGCAUUUCCAGAAAGCACUUGAUAUCAACCCUCAGAGUUCAGUUUUACUUUGCCACAUUGGAGUAGUUCAGCAUGCACUAAAGAAGUCUGAGAAGGCUUUGGAUACCCUAAACAAAGCCAUUGUUAUCGAUCCCAAGAACCCUCUAUGCAAAUUUCACAGAGCCUCGGUUUUAUUUGCAAAUGAAAAAUACAAGUCUGCUUUACAAGAACUCGAGGAACUGAAGCAGAUUGUCCCCAAAGAGUCCCUCGUUUACUUCCUAAUAGGAAAGGUUUACAAGAAGUUGGGUCAAACUCAUCUCGCCUUGAUGAAUUUCUCUUGGGCUAUGGAUUUAGAUCCUAAAGGAGCCAAUAAUCAGAUUAAAGAGGCAAUUGACAAGCGCUACCUUCCAGAUGAUGAGGAGCCAAUAACCCAGGAGGAACAGAUCAUGGGGACAGAUGAAUCCCAGGAGAGCAGCAUGACAGAUGCAGAUGACACACAACUUCAUGCGGCGGAAAGUGACGAAUUUUAACUUGUGGAAGUCAGACUCUGACUGUGCUAGUGCUGACAUGUCCCUGUCCCUCCAUACACUGAGUCUCAACUCUUGAGCCGCCAUUGCCGUCAUUCGUCACCUAGACCAUGAGUGUGCCACUUUCAUUGGACCCUGACUGUACACAGAAUGGAAGGCAGUGCGAUACUUAGCUGCUAACAAGACUGGCUCUUUUACCAGUAUGAAUGACAAUUUGGGGGAGGGGUGAGGAACUUUUCUUUUUUCUUUAAUCUCUUCAGUUGGAAAUCUAUCAUGGAAGGAAGAGUUAUGUUUUAUCUUGAAGGAACCAUUAGAUACGGAAAUGGUGAUGAACCAGAAUUUCUUGGUCAUUUUUCCAAAAUUGUUUUUUAUUUGGUUCUAUUCCUGAUAAACAGAGUAACUGGCCUUCAUUUCUAGGUCUUCGAGAAUGGUGUUAGCAAGUGCCAGAUGGAACAAUAAAAGACAUUGCCUAUAACAGAGUAAAGUUCAUUGCCAAGGAACAUAGCUUACCUUAAGCUUGGAGUCUCUCCUAUAAGCAAAUGCAGUGGGCCUGUUCGGACUCAUACGGAGGAGUCAAAUAUCCCUCCAUACAGUGUACACUUAUUCUUGGCAAGAAUGCUUUAAUGUCUAACCAAGAAUUUUAAUUUAUUCGUCUUGCUUCAAAGUGUUGAUCAUUGUUGUCUUGGUAUUGCAAACUUUAAAAUUGGUCUUGACGAUACUGGCUUUACUCCUUGAGCUCUGGGAUCGCCUUCAACACUCAGAGAUGGUAGCGUGGUUCCCUGAUGAAAAGCCAAGCAGGCCCUUAAUAACCACUGUGUUUACCAGAAGAGUCAGUAUGAGAACACUAAAGAGAAACCUUCGAGAUCAUGAUAGAGAAGCCUUAAUACAGCUGGAGCUGUCCCUAACCGUGUGUCUGCCUCUCUCCCAGGAGUGCAAGCACGCAUGGUGACCUCUGUUGAGUGCCGUUCUUUCAGCUCUCUACUUCGUAAUUGUCAGUAGUGUGAGUCACUGCAACUUGUCAUGGGCGUAAUUAAUUGGGUUUAAAAUACUGAACAUUUUUAACCUAGGAAAAAGUUUCUUAUGAAAGAGACAAAUUCUCUCCUGAGUUCAUCAUAAUAUGGGUUUGUGUGUUUGGGGACUGGCCACAAUUUUAAAGAUCUAAUUAUGCGUAUAAAAAUGGGAAUUAUUGGAAUUUCACAAUAACAGAUUUAAACAGUCUUAAAUUGUGUAUCUCCUUUAUUGUAAUGUAUUGAAAAUUUUAGAGAAACCUUAGUUAACAUUUUAUUAAGUGCCAAUGUCAGAAUAUAACAGAUUAUAGUUUCUUAUGGGUGACAGGCCUGCAGUUCUUAUUUUGGAAUGUUUGAUGAAGGAAAACCUCUCCUACUGGUCACUUGUAUAUGUAAGUCAAGCUGUGAAAAUAAGGUGGAUUACAGACGAUGUGGAAGAAUGUUUUAGCCUGUAGACUCAGUCAUUUUCUGUCAGUUACUUAACCUUCUCAUCCAGAUGUGAAUUAGACACAGACCAUCAUAAAGUCAAAGUCUUGGGUUAGGUAUUAGGUGCCAGGGAAACAUUUUAAAAUAAUUUACUGACUAAAUCUAUGUAUGUGCCGUUUAAAAAAAUAAUAAUUUAUGUGCAAAAGGAAAAUUGGGAAUAAAUGACCAUCAUAAAAAAUUCCCAUAGGCUAGCACUUCAAUUCUAACAGAUAUUCCAUUUUAUUAUUCAUUAGUUGUGUAAAGUUUAAUUUUCAUUUCUUUUAUUUUUUUAAUUGGCAAAUCGUAAGCCAGCUAUAUACAUAUAUAUAUUACAUUAUCAGAUCUAGAGUUUCAUAGCAAGCUUUACCCUGAGUUCUGUUGCAGACCUAGAAAAUGCUAAGCUCAGAGCAUAAUUUACUGAAGUGUAAUUAUCUUUUUUUUUUUUAGUAGGAGUUUAUGUCCUGUGCCAGAGGGACUUCUGGUGCUGAUUUUAAGACAAAGGAUAGGGGAUGGUUGUGGCGUGGCUGGCUGGAAGGCACUCAGACACUUGGCCUGCUUUCACAGUUUCCUCACACCUGCUUUUAACAGCAUUUAGAUGCGGAAGCCUUAUUUCCACAUAGUAACUGCUUCUUGGGUCUCUUUCUUUUUCUUUGUGUCUUUCCUUUCCUUUGCUUUUUUUUUUUCCCACAGAAUAGGGAUCAGAUAAACAAACACAUUUUGGUAAGCAAGUUGUUUGUUUCAAAUUUCAGAGCUUGCUUUGAAGGGACUUAAGAAUCCUAAGUACCUCCUUGUCUUUGUCACACCUACACAUAAGGACACAGAUACAGAUACACACACUCACACACACGUACAUUAGAGCAUUGGGGUUUUUUUUUCCUUCGUGGAAAUGGUUAUUAUUACUGCACCAGGAUGAAUAUUUUUUUUUUCAAGAGAACAGAUGGUACUCAAAAUAAGGAAAGGUCUCUUAACUCUUUCUGUAUUUCGUUACUUAACAAUUUUUUAUUUUACCCAAGAACUGCAAGUAACAUUUGAACCAUGCUGCUGUUGUACCUUAAUAACUCAGUGAUCACCAGUGUUUAGUCCAUUAAAAACACUCUUUUCGAAGAAAACAGUUUCGAAGUCUCUGAUUAGCCAGAGUACACUAUGGGUCUUCACUGAGAAAAACGAAGGCCCAUUUUCUUUGGGAAAACCUGGGAAAAUGCAAGUGUGGGUGUGCCAUGUGUGUUCUAUUUGCAUUGAAACAAUGUACUUUUGUGUCGUCUUUUUUGCUUUUCCUGACUUAUUUCAGAAAUUGUAUAGUCUUUGGGGGGAAAGUCUUCUCUGUUAAUAUAUUUACAGUUCAUUAAAGGAUAUGGAAAAUCCAAAUAAAUUACUUUUGAAAGCAGUUUAUAAUCAAGGUGUUAAAGCUAUGUAAAAGCUGUGUCAUCUGCAUUUUUAUACUGAGCCACAGCAGCAUAGUGAUGACAGAUCACAUUUUAUGUUCUACAAGAGCCUAGGACAAUGUUUCUCUAAUUUUUACUUACACUUUUUAAUAUAUAAUAUAUUAAAGUUCAUACCCUUUUUAGUAUUAUUUGGAAUUUCAAAAUAAAUACUAUGACAAAAAAA